AUUUGAAAUUAUAGCAAUUUGCAAGUAUGAUAUAUCUUGUGAGACAUUUGGAUCUAAAUUACAGUUGGACUUUAACACACUUGCAAAGUUUUCGAAUGUCCAGUCUAUCUAUCUAUCUAUCUAUCUAUCUAUCUAUCUAUCUAUCCGUCUGUGCCAAAGGGAGGGGGUGUUGGGCGCACAAAACUGGCAGUCAGAAGUCUCUUUCUCCACAUUGGACACACACACACACACACACUGGGCCCUUCCUCACAUGUCUCCAGACCAGUCUGUCAAAUCACGCAGCAUGUGAAGCCCCUGCGAACCACCAGCUUGGAAAACGUUCCCUCUGGAUACUUCAUUAAGCGGCUUUAAAUGUUAAUCUCUUCCGGAUAAUAUUUUGACUUCUUUUGGGCUUUUUUCCCCUUUUCUCACACAUUGGCUCAGAGGGCUUUCUGUGGACUGAGAUGGUGCAAUGCUCCGCAGGACAGCACCGCGUGUAUGUUGGUUGUGGAUCCUGCUCUCCAGUGUGUUAGUGUGGAGAGUUCACUGCGCCAGUGCACAGAGCUGUCAUGAGGUUAAAACCGCUUUCCAGCUGCGCCAAGUCGGUUCAUUAAGAUGGGUUCCGGAGACCGCAGCAACAGAUGCAGAUCUUCUCAUCUGCAAACACCAGGGUCCCACAUGUUGCACCCGCAAGAUGGAGGAGAGCUACUACGCCGCAGCCCAGAGAGACACACUCCACAACAUUCUCUCCUAUAGCUUCGAACUCAAAUAUCUCAUCCUGGGCCAUGCUUCUACCUUCCAGGAUACCUUCCAUUCCCUACUGUCCUUUACUCUAAAUCAUACCUGCUCGCUCUUUGACAGCACCUACGAGACAAUCUCUCAAGAUGCAAGACCUUUGGUGUCUACCCUCUUCUAUGACCUUGAUCUCUACCUCCGUGGCGAUGCCAAUAUCUCUGUGGAGCACUCUGUCCACAGUUUCUAUGACAAACUCUUCCCGUUGGUAUACCAACACCUGGUCAAUCCUGGCUUGGGCUCACCUGUUUCUUCCUGGUCCUCCGAAGGAAGCGAGUGCCUUCGUGCCACACGGCAUGACGUCAACCCCUUUGGCCCUCACCCACAUGAACUUGCUCAGGGACUGUCUAAGGCACUAGUGGCUGGUCAUGCCCUCAGUCGGGCACUGGCGGUGGGUGCAGAGGUUCUGAAUGUGACCGAGUCGGUGGGGAUGACAAAGCAGUGUGGACGUGCACUGGUAGGGAUGUUGUUCUGUCCGCACUGCCGUGGACUGACCCUGAUCCGGCCGUGCGGAGGCCUGUGUCUCAAUGUGAUGCGAGGUUGCCUGGCAGGCCUGUCUGAGCUGGAUGGGCCUUGGCGGCGCUAUGUAGCAUUGCUGGAGGGGCUGAGCGGGGCACUUGCAGGGGGAUACGAACUGGAAAUGGCACUUCUACGCAUCCGGGAAAGAAUUAAUGAUGCCAUCCUCACCGCGCAACUACAUGGGCCACAUCUCAGCGCCGUGGUAGGUAAAGUUUGUGGUUCCUUGACUGAAUCAGUUUCCUCCACUCCAGUCAGUCCCACCUCAGGAAGCUUGACUCCUUCAGUAAACCCCACCAUUGAACUUCAAACCUCAGUCACGUCCUCCAACCUGACAACACUACCUGAUACAGGCAACCAACAUGAGCACAUAACGCUAAAAAGAAGGUCUCUGCCUCUGAAACCGUCCAAAAACGACAAACCCAGAAGCCUGAGAAAGAUUUCAAAGGAGUUUAUGGGCUACAUCCAGCGGUACAAAUCGUUCUUCUCCACACUGCCGGAGAUGCUGUGCGAGGGGGAGGUGGUGAUGGAUGAAAACACCUGCUGGAGUGGAGAAGAUGUGGUGGAGAGUCCCAAUUGUAGGCAAUCAAAUCUCUAUCCACUCUGUGAGGUCGUGAAGUUCAUAAGAUGGCCAAGAGGAGUGAUGGUUGCCAUGGAUUAUCGUGGCUUUUCUCCAAUCCUCUUCCGGACAGAAGCUUCAUUCAGAAAGUUCUGGAGCUCUAUUGUGACACAAAUGAGAUUCCCUGAAAACACACACUCAAAAUAAACAUUUGCAUAUAGGCGCUUUUGCUAUCAACAUAUGUUCAUUUAAACAUACACUCUUUUAUAGCUUCCGAAACACAAAAUGACCAUGACCACUUCGCUUGGAUGGAAGUUUUAUAAUUCUAGAUAUAUCCCCAAUCGGGCCUCAUUUGCUUCUCAGCAUUGGCUCAGAGGUUAGAGAUCCCACUCCCCACCCACCCCCUGGACAAAUUGCCCCAUCACCAUCCACAUUAUGGCAGUAAUGCAGGGCUGGCACCAUCCAUACUGGGGGGGGCCCAGUGUCACAAACACAGGGCAGUCCUGGAGACAGGCCAUUGUUUCCAAGGAGAAAAAUGACUAGCUUGCUAGGGGUUGUUGUGGAAUCUCUGUAUUAAGACGAGACAACUUUUUAUUAUGUCAAACUAAAUUGUUUUGUCAGAAAGAUAAAGAUUUAAUGGUUCCCUAAAUGCCAAUGAUUGGCUGCAAAUAGGUCCAAUACAAAAUGUAAACUCUAAAUUUAGCUAAUGCCACAUGAUGGCAUUUUUGCCACAUGUAACCACUAAAUCUUUAUCUUUCAGACACAGUAAAUCAGUUACACAUUAUAAAAACAUGCUUUGAAUUUUCAAAUACAGAGAUUCCAAAAACUGUUAGCAUAGAAAGAAUGGUCUAGCUUGCUCAUCUGUCACAGAAAUGAAUAGUAAUUCUCUCCAUUUGUUGGUACAAAGACUAUAGGCUAUGUUUGGAAUAGAAUACUAGCAUACUGCCUACUAUACACUGAAUUACAAAUGUACAAAUGUGAACAGAAUAUGCUAACAGCAAUGCAAUGCUAACAUUCAAAAUGGUAGUAUUAUGUGUACUAGCUUUCUGAAUACUACUAGUAUGUGUAGCUGAACUACUGAUACAACAAUAAAUGUUUUUAAACAGUAGUAUACUAGUUUUUUUUAUAUACAUUUUGUGUAAAAUGUCUUAACAUUUGACUAAUAAAAUAGUUAAUGAUUAAACAAUGAGUCAAGAAAAAGACAAAUCCCAGCUGAUAUUACUUAGUUCAGUCAUCACAUUGGAAAUGGAAAGUCAAGUUGAGUGUAAUGCAUUGUGGGAUAAGUUUUGUUGUUGUAGAUCAUCUGGGUAUUCCAAAGCUUUUAGAUAAUUUGCAUUCUGUGCACAAUAUACAUGCUAAACACUGCAAAAAAUUGUGAAAUUAGCAUGUUAGCAUGGCAUGCUGAACAUAUAUUCCUGUGAUCACAACCUCUUCAAAAGAGGCAACACUGCCCCCUUCUGGCCAGAAUAGUUUUCCCCAUUUAACGGUUUGAACAUUUUGUUCAAUCAAAAUUUUUCUGAGGAAUAAAAAAAAAACAAUGAUUGCAUGUUUUUUGCAUGAACAUAAUGUAUUAGCCAUCUAAAAAUAUUCUGCCACUUGGUCAAAAUAAACAGUGGAUCAAAGAAACACAUUGAGGAAAACAUGUGUUCACAAUAUGGCUGAGCUUUUCACACUGACUCCAGUCCAAAACAUGCAUUUUUAGCUUGGACUUUUCUGGUCCAUUUGUAUAGCUACGUACAAUUUCAAUUUGAGCAAACAAGGUCAUUUUAGAAAAUGCUUAGCAGGAGUUGUGGUUCACCUCCCACUGCACAGUGUAGUGUAUGAAUGGCUGUUUCGUAGGAUGGUGGAGUUAACCAAGGAAAUGUUAGCAUGACUUAUAACUUGGUGUCAGCCAGAUUCCAAGCGACUGGAUAUGUGAGGUUACUGUGGAAACAGUAUGUUUUUGUUUUCAUUUAAGGCGACUACCAUCCCUAGUCAAAAUCCUUUUGGGUUGUUCAUGGUUUCUCUCUCUUUCGUUCUCACGUUUUGUCCAUUACUGACGCCACUGCCAAACUUUAACCCACAUAAAAGGUGAAUGGAUUGGAAAAACAUGGCCACUGCUGACUGUCAAUCAUUGUGAAAUGCUACAGCCUCGUUCUCAGUGUUGUGUCCAUGACUGAUUUUGACCUGCUUAGUUUUGUGUGUGUGUAUGUGUGUUUCUUUCCUCUGUGACUUGAAUGGUCGUAUCCCCAUUACAGCUCUAUUAGAUUAUGUGUUUUCAUUGAGGACUCGCCCUUGUGCUCACCAUAACACUUCUUUUUGUUUUUUAAGAGCUUAAGACUGAACAUGCUACUUCCCUGAUGAAAGGUGGUUUAAUGGGGUUUAGAUAGUGUUAAGUUGUACAACUGACCUAUGUUUUUAGCAUGGAUUAACUAAUAACCAUCUUAGAUUGGACAUAAACAAGUUACCAAGUAUGUCAUUAACUGGUCCAAGCUUCUCUGUAGCUUAGGGUGACCAUAUUUUGAUUACCGAAAACCAGGACACUCGGCACUAUGAGAUACACCAGCAAUGAGAUACUCAAAUGAUACUCGACGUUUACUCAAAGAUGCCUUAUAAUUUCAAUACAUUUAAAGUAUGCCUCCUCUGUAUGGAUAGAAAAUUGUUAUAUUACUAAAUGCUAUCCAUAACCAAAGACACAAAUUCAGAUAGGCUUCUCAGAGGUUACUCAAGUUUUAUUAUGACAAGUUUAAAAAAUAACGAAUGAAAUAAUGAUAGAAAUAAUGUCUCUUCUGUAUUAGAAAAAUAAUAAAUAAAUAAAAAACCUCUGCUAUAUUAGAAAUCCAAAUUUAACAAA
This is a messenger RNA of Megalobrama amblycephala (Wuchang bream), 4679 nucleotides long. It is a transcript of the gene gpc5b, whose product is annotated as glypican 5b. The transcript is spliced from 7 exons. Gene Ontology annotation, cellular component: cell surface; plasma membrane; extracellular region. The coding region runs from base 452 to 2053 and encodes 533 amino acids. Gene Ontology annotation, biological process: positive regulation of canonical Wnt signaling pathway; cell migration; regulation of protein localization to membrane. Lineage: Eukaryota; Metazoa; Chordata; Actinopteri; Cypriniformes; Xenocyprididae. The record is from RefSeq and is a predicted model, not a curated record.